AUUUAUAGAGCAUUUGUUAGGUUAUAGAUAAACAAGUAGGGCUUUAACAUUAAUCCCUAAACAAUUACCCUCAAUUCCAUAUAACCUACUAUUUACUCCACAAAUUUUUUUCCUCAUUUUUUAUUUCCCCUUUCUUUCUUCAAUUUGCCCCAAAAUCAAAGAAGAUUGAAGGAAGGUCAAAUUCCAAGAUUCAGUUUCAGCAGGCAAUCAGAAUCCAUUUGAUUUGCAGAUCUGUUCUUGCUUCCUCUAGUUCUUGAUUUUUGUAUAUAUGGGUGGUUGUCUAGGAUGUUAUAAGGAGCCUAAAUUCGAUCCUUUGAUGAAUGAUACAUCAAAAGGAUUAGAAGUUCCAGGUCAGACGGUGAGGAAAACCAGUAUAUCCGAAGAUUUCUGGACCACUAGCGCUUGCGAUAUGGAUAACAGUGCAGUGCAGUCACAAGGAAGCAUCUCGUCAAUCAGCGUGAGCAAUCAGUCUCUAGAUCCCCAUGGCAAUGCCAAUAGCCCCUCUGAAUUCGUAAAUCAUGGCCUUCUUCUCUGGAAUCGAACUAGGCAGCAGUGGAUUGGAAACAAGAAGUCUGAAAAUCGGCCUCAAAAGGUUCGGGAACCCAAACUGAGCAUUUACGGUCUCUCCAUGGUUAAUCCAUUCUGGCCUUGCAGUUGGAAUGCGACUUACGAAAGUUUACUCGGAAACAACAAACCAUUCCCUCAACCUAUUCCUCUCCCUGAAAUGAUCGAUUUUCUGGUCGACAUCUGGGAACAGGAAGGAUUAUAUGACUGAGCAAACAGUACAGCGAAGCACAUUCGGAAAAAAAAAGAAAACGGUUAGAUAUUAAUACCCUUAUUGUUGUAACAUUUUACUAGCUUCAUUAUGAAAAAGGCAUUAGAGCAUAAUAAACUGGCAUGUAUGUCGACCGGAAUGGUCUCGGUCUUGUCUGUCCUUGGCUUUCUCAUUUUCCACUUUUUUUCUUUCUCUCUCUAAAUUCAGCUGCCUUUUAGGCAUGCCAUUGUAUUACAUCGGAACUAAUCCAAAAAAAGAAAAAAAAAGAACACCGUCUGCCUCCGGUUUUCGAUUUGGCAAACCA
Gossypium raimondii (Peruvian cotton) is the source of this 1079-nucleotide messenger RNA. RefSeq lists its product as uncharacterized. Lineage: Eukaryota; Viridiplantae; Streptophyta; Magnoliopsida; Malvales; Malvaceae. The record is from RefSeq and is a predicted model, not a curated record. The transcript has 6 exons. Bases 269 to 775 code for a protein of 168 amino acids.